Cynoglossus semilaevis (tongue sole) is the source of this 4191-nucleotide messenger RNA. It is a transcript of the gene nfatc3a, whose product is annotated as nuclear factor of activated T cells 3a. Bases 549 to 3905 code for a protein of 1118 amino acids. Gene Ontology annotation, molecular function: RNA polymerase II cis-regulatory region sequence-specific DNA binding; transcription factor binding; DNA-binding transcription factor activity, RNA polymerase II-specific. The record is from RefSeq and is a predicted model, not a curated record. Gene Ontology annotation, biological process: regulation of transcription by RNA polymerase II; calcineurin-NFAT signaling cascade; cytokine production. The transcript has 11 exons. NCBI's taxonomy places the organism in Eukaryota, Metazoa, Chordata, Actinopteri, Pleuronectiformes, Cynoglossidae. Gene Ontology annotation, cellular component: transcription regulator complex.
AGAGAGAGAGAGCGCGAGCGAGGGAGGUAGAGAGAGAGAGAGAAAGAGAGAGAGAGAGAGAGAGAGAGAGAGAUCGCUCCCAUAGGAUUUUUACAACGCACUUUAAACUACAGUAGAGUAAUAAAGAGAUAGAGACGACACUGACUUGUUUGUAGUUGGUGAAGAAAGAGAGGGAGAGAGAAAGCGAGUGAAGGAUAGGCUCAGAGAGAUAGAGAGAGAUAAAGAUAAAUAGAGAGAGAGAGAGAGAGGCGGGCUACUUUCUCUGAAGUUGAAUGCCGUAAAACGCUCGUUAAAGCCGGAGGAAGCGGCCGGAGCUGUCCCUGUCAUUUUUUUCUGGAUUUUGUUUAACCGACAGGGACCAGACGUUGUGUUUUUUUCUCGUCUGCCUCAAGGCUCGCAAGUGUAAUGAACGGUUGAAGUUGAGUUCGGAACUCAGUCGGUCAGCAGUAGUGUUUGUGAAAUAAAUGUUAUGACAUUUUAGGAGAGCGUUCAUUUCGCUCCAGCGGUCGACGGUCGAGUGGGGGUAACAACCCAAGCUGUCAAACCCGAUGACUACGGCAAACUGCCCCGGGAAUGAUGAGCUGGACUUCAGACUGAUCUUCGGAGAGGACGGGCAGCAACAGCCGUUAGGCCCCACAGAUCUGGAGCCUGAUGACAACACGUCGUUCUACAUUCUAAAUGUGGGCCAGCCACAGGCCAUAGUUACUAACCACCAGUCUAUCGGCCUGUCUCGUCCUGGCAGCCAGUCUCACUCCCACAUCAUUAAUGCUUCCCCCUGCCUUCAGUCACACAAACCUGGAUCUGAGGCUCCAGGUUAUGAGGCACAAGACUCUAAGUAUGGCUCCUCGCCUCUGCUGCCCUCUGCACCUGUUGAGGCACCAAAGGCCUUUGAGUGUCCCAGCAUCCAAAUUACAUCCAUUUCCCCCAGCUGCCAGCAGGAGAUGGAUCCCAAUGAGGAGGAUCUGAGGGCUAACGGCUCCGAUGGGGACUACCAUGGUGACCGGCCCCUGUCCAGAGACCACCUGUAUUUGCGGCUGGACCACUCAUAUCGGGACUCAUCACUCAGCCCCAGCCCGUGCAGCAGUAUCUCCUCCAGGAGCUGGUUCUCUGACGCCUCCUCCUGUGAAUCAUUCUCGCAUGUCUACGACGACGUUGACUCAGAGCUCAAUGAAGCAGCAGCCAGGUUUACUCUGGGCUCCCCCCUCACGUCCCCAGGCUGUACGUCGCCUCAGACCAGUUGUGGAGUUCUGGAAGAACAGCCCCACUGGCAGCACCACCAUCUACCGUUUGGACACCACGUACACUCGGUCAGUCUGUCGCCUCGACAGUCGCCCUGCCACUCACCGCGUACUAGUGUAACUGAUGAAAAUUGGCUAAGCCCACGUCCACCUUCCAGGCCCUCUUCACGUCCGACCUCACCCUGUGGGAAGAGGCGUCACUCCAGCGCUGACAUUUGCUAUCCCGGCUCAUUGUCUCCACAUCACUCACCCACGGCGACACCAGGACCUUCUCCUAGAGGUAGUGUCACAGAGGACACUUGGGUUGGCAGUCCUUCCUUGGGGAUUUCGCCCUUCCAGUGUUGUCCUUCUGAGGCAGACAUCCCAUCUAAGACAAGGAAAACCUCUCAGGACAGAACAGCUAUGCAGCCUGGUAAAGGGGAGCUGGGGCUGGAUGACCAAGGAAAUAUGUCUCCUAAUCUAGACUCUCCCUCAGAUGAGGCCCUGCACGGCCUGAAGAAAGAUGUGCCUGGGGAACAGUUCCUCUCAGUCCCCACCCACUUUUCAUGGAAUAAACCAAAGCCAGGUCAUACACCUAUAUUCAGGACUUCCUCUUUGCCUCCACUGGAUUGGCCAUUACCAAGCCAUUUUGGCCAGUUUGAGCUAAAGAUAGAGGUACAGCCCAAAGCCCACCACCGAGCGCAUUAUGAAACGGAGGGCAGCCGAGGUGCAGUCAAAGCAGCAUCCGGUGGCCAUCCGGUCGUCAAGCUCCUUGGCUACAGUGAGAAGCCUGUCAAUCUGCAGAUGUUCAUCGGUACGGCAGAUGACCGAUACUUGAGGCCGCAUGCUUUCUACCAGGUGCACCGAAUCACUGGGAAAACCGUGGCCACUGCCAGUCAAGAAAUUAUAGUGUCGAGCACCAAAGUUUUGGAAAUUCCUCUCCUGCCUGAAAACAACAUGUCCGCCAGUAUCGACUGUGCUGGCAUUCUUAAACUGCGGAACUCAGACAUUGAGCUGAGAAAAGGAGAGACAGACAUUGGAAGGAAGAACACGCGGGUCCGCGUAGUAUUCAGAGUCCACAUCCCACAACCUAACGGCAAAGUGCUGUCGCUGCAGGCUGCCUCCAUCCCUGUGGAGUGCUCUCAGCGCUCAGCUCAGGAGCUGCCUCAGGUUGAGAAAUCCAGCCUGACCAGUUCUGGAGUUAGUGGGGGAGAAGAAAUGGUCAUAACAGGCUCCAACUUCUUCCCUGAGUCUAAAGUCAUCUUCCUGGAGAAAGGCCCCGAUGGACGUCCACAGUGGGAAGUUGAGGCAAAAAUAAUACGAGAGAAAACUCAAGGGUCAUGCAUCGUGGUGGAGGUUCCUCCCUACCACAGUAAGAACGUAGGCUCAGCUGUGCAGGUACAGUUUUAUGUCUGCAACGGCAAAAGAAAAAGGAGCCAAUCACAACGCUUCACCUAUGUGUCAGUCAUGGUGAAACAGGAACACAGAGACGAGUUGGACCUUUCUGCACUACCUUCCAUGUCCAUGCCCCUGACACAUCCUGCCAGUCUGGUGCACACCCAGCUGCCAUCUCCUGAGCAGGCCCACCCAUCGGAUAACCUUCUGUCCAGCUCCCCGCACGGCCUGGCCGCGGGCUCUGGACCUGGCCUGCUACCACUGCAGCCCCCGUGCCCCUCCCUGGGCUCCCCAUCUUUUCAGCACCUGCCUCACCUCCAGAGUCUCAGUUUGCACCACCCACCCGCAGAUUGCCACAUGACCUUCCAUCCGAGUCCUGGUCCCGCUCCACAUCCUGUGCCCUCCCGAUCCUCCUACCAGCCUAUGCAACACAGCCACAGCCACAGCCACGGCCACGGGCACGGGCAGAGCCACGGUCACGGUCAGAGCCACGGUCAGAGCCACGGUCACGGUCAGAGCCUGACUUUCAACGGCCAGUCCAGCUUCUCUCCUCAGGGUUACGAGCGGAUGCCGUUUCAGCAGAGUUCAAGUGCAGCUUCACACCCAAUGGGGAUGGGGAUGGUCUACCCCUCCUCGCCGUGCUCGUCACCAUCAGGUCCGUCCGCUGCGGUCACCAAUCCCAUCGUAGGGUCCCCUCAGAGCCAGCAGUCCUUGCUCAGCCCCUCCUCCCCGCACCUGCGCACCCUCGGAGGCUAUCACUGUUCCCCGAACGCUGCCCAGGCCUCUCCCACUGGUCACACUCUUGUCGGGCAGCACUCCUCCCAACUGCAGAGAGCUAUGGGCUACCACCCAGUAGGUCAGAGGUCAGCCUCUUGCCCCACUCCGUCUAGUGCCCCUGCACCACGCAUGAUUCCCUCACCGCACUCAGGGCCUUCCUCCCCUCAGCUCCACUCCCUGCCCUACCAGUCUCCCACCUCCUCCUCCCCCACUUCAGGUGGCAGCCCUCUGGGGCCCCUCCAGCAGCAGUCCUCUCCACAGGCAACAAGUCCUGUCAUGGCCAGCCUGUCUCCAGCAGCAGCAGGGCCUCUGGUUCACCCACUUAGUCCUCAGGGACCCUUUCCUUUGGACAACGAGAGUCUGAGCAUCAAGCAAGAGCCAGAGGAGAGUGAGCCAACCUUUCACUCCAUUGGCCUGCAGGACAUCACACUGGAUGAUGUGAACGAAAUCAUCGGCAGAGACAUGUCCCACUCGCCCAGCACUCACGCUCCCCCGUCAGCUCACAGUCAGUCGUAGUUCAGCGUCAGCUCAGGUCUGCAGACCGCUGGACGUCCUCGGCUCCAAACCCAGACUCUGCUGCUGGACCGGGUCCUGAUCCGGUCUGCGCUCACACAAGAGAUUAGGUAGAAGAAGAAGAGGACUGUGGAAGAGACGGACGGAUGGAGAUCACCAGCCUAGAAGGACACAAGGACCCGUGUUUGUCUCAACUGAUGUCAUUUACAACUUGUUGAAAUGAGUGACAAAUAAAAAAAAAAGAGAGAGAGAAAAAUCACGUCUUUAAUCACAAGGUGUGGAACCAGAC